This is a messenger RNA of Solanum dulcamara, 1522 nucleotides long. Its product is annotated as ceramide synthase LOH2. Gene Ontology annotation, cellular component: membrane; endoplasmic reticulum. Gene Ontology annotation, molecular function: sphingosine N-acyltransferase activity. Bases 340 to 1206 code for a protein of 288 amino acids. The transcript is spliced from 6 exons. NCBI's taxonomy places the organism in Eukaryota, Viridiplantae, Streptophyta, Magnoliopsida, Solanales, Solanaceae. Gene Ontology annotation, biological process: ceramide biosynthetic process. The record is from RefSeq and is a predicted model, not a curated record.
AAUCUUGAUCCUGAUUCGAGCAUUGAAAGGUUAUCAUAACACAAGGGAACCACUUAUAAGAAAUAUACUAAAACACACCCCGCCAUUCACAAGAUCUCCACCAUUGGCCCUUCUUAUUCUGCCUUUUCUUCAUUUCUUGUCUCCCUCUAUUUCGUUACUAUUUCCUAAUUCUGAUUCUCUCCAGCCCCCUACCCCCUCCGGUAGUCCGACCCGUAUUAGCUUCUCCAUCGGACUUGGCACUGCGGUGGGCACAAGGGCGAAUUCUUGUUCAAACAUUCAUUCAAUUUAGAUGCGGAUUCAUCACGUUCCGCGAAAUUGAGAUUUCUAGUUUUCUGUAUAAUGGACUCGAUUUGGGCGAACGAUGGUGCCCCUGCCGCUUCUCAUUUAUUAUAUGCUGUUUACUUCGCUUUUGGUUUCGUCAUCGUCAGAUUGUUCCUUGACAGAUUCAUCUUUCGGAGGCUAGCCAUUUUGUUGCUGCACCUGGGAACACCCCAUCUGAGGAACGAUGAGGCUACAAGAGGAAAAAUUGUUAAAUGCUCUGAAUCCAUGUGGAAAUUUGCUUAUUAUGCCACUAUUGAGUUUUGUGUCCUAAAAGUUGCUUAUCAUGCGCCAUGGUUCCUAAAUGUGAAGGGAUAUUUCAGGGGCUGGCCAAAUCAAGAACUAUCGGCUGGAAUUAAGCUUAUCUAUAUGUGCCAAUGUGGGUUCUACCUCUAUUCUAUUGCUGCCCUCCUUGUUUGGGAAACGCGACGGAAAGACUUUUCUGUAAUGAUGUCUCAUCACAUAGUUACAGUUUUUCUGAUUUCAUUCUCAUAUAUUUCAAGCUUCUUUCGGAUUGGGAUAGUUAUUCUUGCAUUACAUGAUGCAAGUGAUGUCUUUCUUGAGGCUGCCAAAGUUUUUAAAUAUUCAGAGAAGGAGCUUGGAGCUAGCGUACUAUUUGGUUGUUUUGCUGUCUCCUGGCUUGCACUGAGGCUGAUUUUCUUCCCAUUUUGGAUCAUAAGAUCCUCAAGCUAUUAUCUAUGUGAGGUCUUGAAGUUGUCAGAGGCAUAUGAUACAAUCAUAUACUACUUCUUUAACACAAUGCUCUUGACCCUACUUGUGUUCCACAUUUAUUGGUGGAUUCUCAUAUGUUCAAUGAUCAUGAAACAGUUGAGAAAUAGAGGGCAAGUUGGGGAAGACAUAAGAUCUGAUUCGGAAGAUGACGACUAAUUUGGAAGGCUACACUCAGAUUCUUCAGCAGAAACGUGCUUUGAAUAUUACAUAUGAGCUGUAGGAUUGCCUCUGCAUAUGAUCCUUUUCCCUCAAUAGACUUAGCUUGACUUCUUCUACGCUUUUAUAGUCAACUAUACAUUUUUUUGGGUUUGAUCAUUUAUAGUAAUAGAUCUGGUAGCAUUAGAUUGCGGGGACAUUAUCAGUUUAACUUGUUAUUACAUUUUUGGUGUACAAAAUAAUAGGUGUCUCCUUGUAUAAUUGUUCCCUAAACAAGUAUUCAAAACGAUUCAAGCAAACCAUCUUCACUUAAUAA